CUAACGACUCAAUUUCGUCAAUGAUCUCACUGUUCAUUUAUCAUAAUAAACCCAUCGCCUUUUCCUUUUGAAUCCUGCCCUUUUUAUCUAUUCUAUUCUCUUCUCGGUCGCUUUGAUUAAAGAAGCAAAAGUAAAAUGAGAGGGAAAAGAGCAAGGAACAACCCGCUGAAAAGCUGCAACAUGAAUGGGAAAUUUGAGAAUGUUGUUUUCAUUGAUGUUUAUGGUAUUAGAUUGUUGUUUUCAUUGAUGUUUAUGGUGAUAGAUUUGAGAAUGUUAUCAUCAUUGAUGCUCCUUAAUCUGCGGAGGAAGAUUUACAAAGUUCCACUGGAUCAAAGGGUGGUAAGCAUUUCCCUGCUUCAGAUGUAAUUAGCAUUGAUGAUGAUGAAUCUGAUAAAAUGGAUGAUCUUGAAAUUUGUGUUGAAUGCGGUGAUGACUUCGAUAGUGAUGCCUCCUCAAGAAAAAGUUGUCCUGUACCUGACUUUAAGCAGAAAUCUACAGGAUUAGAUGAUGAUGACUGCUGGUUCAUGUGGGAAAAGAAACCUGCAUUUAAACCAUCUAAGUGCAAGAAAACCUAUGCAGGGAAGACUCCUUGUGGAAAACAUUUUGGUUUAAGUCCUGAGUCCGAGGAUUGCUCAUCCGAAAGUGAUUAUACUGAUUGUGAAGUUAUUGAAGGUUCUGUUGGAAAAUUGCAAGAACAGUGGGAGAAUGCUUCCCAAAGAAGGAGAUAUAAUUUUAGAAAUGGUCAAUCUUGUUUAGAGGAUCAGACUAGUUUCUCAGGAUCACAUAAUGAUACUCCUCCAGGAGUUGGAGAAAAUAUGAGUCAACAAUACUCUGAAACCCUAGCGGCCUCUGGUUCAAGUGAUUCAAAUCUUCAGAAAUAAAACUCUUCUGCCUUUGAGACUAAUAAUGAUAAUUUUCUGGAUGAUAUUUGUCUCAAUCGUGGGACAGAAAGGCCUUUCGUAGAAUCUGAGAAGAAAGAUGAGCAUGAAAGCUUUUCACGAUCAAAUUAUGGGCUUACUCCUGAAGCACAGUUUUCUCAUGUUCAAUCUGAUAUAUUUGAAAGAAAAAGAUUUAUGAAAGGUCCUCUUUCAUGGGAUAGCAAUCAAGAGUUUUCUCAGGCACCGUCAAAUUGUGAUCCUUACCCAAGUGACUUGCAACAUGGAAAUACAGUUGCAAAUGGAAAAGAGAAGCUAAAAUCCAAAGAACCAUUGUUUUCAAUUCCUAAAUCAUCAGAAGAAAAACAAGUUGAUAAUGGUUUGAAUUCUGUUGGUGUCAAAGUUGGAACACUUUUUGAUGAAUCUACUUCCGCUAAGACUCCAUUAGAUGGAAUUCGCGU
Hibiscus syriacus is the source of this 1336-nucleotide messenger RNA. RefSeq lists its product as uncharacterized. Bases 396 to 881 code for a protein of 161 amino acids. The transcript has 2 exons. Lineage: Eukaryota; Viridiplantae; Streptophyta; Magnoliopsida; Malvales; Malvaceae. The record is from RefSeq and is a predicted model, not a curated record.